AUGGCAAAGCCAAGCCUGCUGCACGCACACAUUCUUAUUUGGUUAGUGGAAAGAAUUCAGCCUGACCAAAUAGAUGAUAUCAUAUGUGCCGAGAUUCCUGAUCAUGAAGUCGAUCCAGACCUACAUGAUGUUGUUACUACUAAUAUGAUUCAUGGACCGUGUGGUGCCAUCAAUCCCCAAUCACCUUACAUGGUCGAUGGAAAGUGCUCUAAACGAUAUCCACGGAAAUUAACGGCGGAGACUGUCACUGGCAACGAUGGGUAUCCGCUGUAUCGGCGUCGAUCACAAGUUGACAACGGUCGAACUGUCACAACGAAAGUGAAAAGAAUGGAUUUCGUUGUCAACAACAGUUGGAUUGUUCCAUAUUCGCCACUUAUUUCUAAAACGUUCAAGUCACAUUGCAACGCUGAAUACUGCAAUUCAGUUAAGUCCAUAAAAUAUAUUUCCAAAUAA
This is a messenger RNA of Eupeodes corollae, 453 nucleotides long. RefSeq lists its product as uncharacterized. Bases 1 to 453 code for a protein of 150 amino acids. The record is from RefSeq and is a predicted model, not a curated record. The transcript has a single exon. Lineage: Eukaryota; Metazoa; Arthropoda; Insecta; Diptera; Syrphidae.